CUCUACCCUUCCAUAGCUCAUAUUAUACCAUCCCUAGAGUUUUAUCACAGAAGAAUUACUCUUUUACCUAAUAUAUCCCGUUUCGCCGUACUACUGAGUGCAUCAGACCCUAAUUGACGAGACAAGCGAUCCAAGACAUAAAACUUGGCACCCUCCCGCGAAUUAUGUCGGCACUGCGUGACGUGCACCUACCAGCAUUGACGCUGACAAAAGCGCUCGUUUUGAUAUCGAAACCGACUUGCCAGACCGUUUCACUCCAAUUCUCUUCUCUCCCCAUACACCUUACCAUCCAUGCCAAUUCGCUUACUUGAACCCUUCCUCUUCGAUAACAAUGUCAUUGGGACAUUUCCCACUGAGAUCUUGCGCCAUGCGCGCGUCGGGAUCGACGUGGAGCAUUACGUACAAAAGUACCUCUACAACAAGCGUUUCCCGUUCCUCGAAGCUAUAGGCGGGGCUCCACAGGCGCUCUUCCGCCAGCUUGAUACGGACCUUACACUUUUCAAAGAUCUUGGUAUCACGCCGACGUUUGUGUUCAGCGGAAUCUCUGUGUUGGCAAACCAGCAUGCGCGUGACGCAGCCGCGCGUGGUAUCGCGUUGACGCCGGCUGAGAAGCACCGCAGCGACACGUGGAACAAGUACUACGUGGGUGCAAGUAACCCUGCAUCUGAGCAUAUUGAAGCAUUCCGCGAAUACAACGCGCCGCCGAGUAUUUCACCAUUCUUUCUUGACAUUGUACACUUUUUCCAGGAGCGAGAGGUGCAGUACAUGGUAGCGCCGUACUCCGCAUGGGCGCAGUUGGCAUACCUCUACACGGAUGAGUAUGUAGACGCGCUCUUUGGGCCUACGGAACUUCUCUUUGCAGACAAGGUGGACAAGUUUAUCGUGUCACUUGACACACCUGCGAAAGAGUUUCGUUUUGUGGACAAGCGCCGCCUUUUCCUGGAGUUCCAGAUCCACCAGCGGCAGUUCAACCAAGCAGCAGCGAUGUGUGGCUUCGAUGCGCAGCCUGAGGUUUUGCCGUUUCUUCCACCGGCCGCAUUUGUUGCACCAUUCAAGUACUGCCUCGAUCUUCUCUACACGGGAGUGGACUUACACCAGCACGUGCUCAACAUGAACGACCCGCGGCUGGCAGAGAUCUUUGAAAAAGCAUUACUUGCGAUCCAGCUCGCCCCAGUGAUGAAGCUGAAUGGGUUGGUCGAGCUUGCGAUAAACGCCCCGGAGCCGGCACAGGUCCCCAACGAUGCGCAUGAGAUCAUCAGCCAGCGCUUGCCAUCUGAGUUACUCUUCUACCAACGCUAUGGUUUGAUCCGUCCGAAGAUGUUGGAGGCGAUUGUGUUCGGCAAGAAGGAUGUACGCCCGCCGUUUGCGGGUGGCUCCACCAAAUCCUAUCGUCAGCUCAUAGCAAGCAAUGUAGACCUCAUCGACAAGGAAUUUGGCUUGUUGACUGGCUUGUUGACGCGCUAUUACCAGUUCAAGAAGAUCCCGUUGAACUUGUGGUUCGAGGACGGCAGUAAGGCCGUUGAGUUGAACACUCGCACGAACCCAUCGGCUUAUUUGCGCGUGCGCCACUGGUACGUCAAGACGGAGCGCACGGACUUUAGCUUGGUGGAGUUCCUUGGAGACUUGAACGACGAUUAUCUUGCCACGCACGUCAACCGCGAGAAGAUUGAGGAAGAUAAUUUGUUGAGUUCCUCCAGCGACAUCGUUUCGACCGCCUUGCUCAGAGCGUUAGACCUCAUGGGGUAUAUCCAGGAUGGCAAGUUGACCGCAUGGGGGCAGAUUUUGGCCGGUACUCCUGGUGAUGAGCUGUUAGUGUACCUCCUCCUCUUGGUCAAGGCUAAUGUCUUGAAGCUCUCGGACCAGUUCACCCCGCGUCUCCAGCACUUUUCCGAAACCAAGAAACACAAGCUCUUGCAGGCCGUGGACCUGACGUUCAGGUGUGCUACGUUCACUGCAGCCGAACAGGAGAGCUUGAUGAUAGUCACACGUGUGUUGGCAAUGGUGGAGACCUCGGUACCCAAGCCGGUAUCGUACCAGGGCCCGAUCUCAAAGUCGUUGUUGGCGUUCCGCAGUCAUGUAGAAUUUAUCCAAGACGCGUUCCGGUCCGUCGUGGAGGUUGCCACCGUCACAUCCUUAUGCAACAGCGAAACCAACGUCAGGUUGGUAUAUAACGAUAAGGACUGGAUGAAGUUGAGCGCGCAGUUACCGUUCGGCAAGUGCGUUGCUAACACCACCAUGGGUGCGUUGGUGGAUCUCUAUGCAGAGCUUGUCAAGAACAAUGCCGGUGACGUUGCCAAGGCUAAGGAGCAGCUCAAUUUGGUGUGCCAGUCCUCCUACAUUCAGGUUGCGGAUAUUGAGCGGUCCUUAUUUGGUGACGGGCUCCGUUUCUGGGGCGACUUUAUGGAUUCCAUUGAACGUAUCCGUACUGCCAACUUAAUCGAUUCUGAGUACCACCUGAAGCUUAUGGAGGCCGACAAGUGGUUGAAAUCGAUUGUCUAGUAAAUAGCUUCAUACAUAUGGAGAGAAAAUAAAGGGAGUUUUUUUUUCCGUUAAUCUACAUGAAUAAAAAAAUGCAAAUGCAGUAUCAGCGGAGACUUGCAGAUUAUACAGUGAAAGUGGGUGUUGUGUACGGGAGGGAGGUUAAGGAGUUGUGAUUACCCUAUCUUUUUCCAUUAACAGCACAUUCUAUCCAGAAAUCCCUGCUGGAGGAACUGAACCCAGUAAUUCCCUCUCAGACAUUUAUUUACUAUUUUAAUAGAAUCUUCAUUCUUGGCUGACGUCAGGCUACCGGAGCUGGUUUAGG
Molecule: messenger RNA, 2803 nt
Organism: Babjeviella inositovora NRRL Y-12698
Lineage: Eukaryota; Fungi; Ascomycota; Pichiomycetes; Serinales
Exons: 1
Coding region: 292-2499 (735 amino acids)
Biological process (GO): DNA recombination; mismatch repair; DNA double-strand break processing
Cellular component (GO): nucleus
Molecular function (GO): 5'-flap endonuclease activity; 5'-3' DNA exonuclease activity
Source: RefSeq, a predicted model, not a curated record